Messenger RNA from Plasmodium malariae, 558 nucleotides. NCBI's taxonomy places the organism in Eukaryota, Apicomplexa, Aconoidasida, Haemosporida, Plasmodiidae. The record is from the annotation of a RefSeq genome assembly.
AGAAAUUAUCGAUUAAUAGCAAAAAAUAAAUCGAAUAAUGAUUCAUAUAUUCUAGGACUACAUAGUGGAAAGAGAGCCGAAGAAAAAGACAGUAAAUCUAAUAGAAAUUCAUUAAAGGUGUAAUAUUAUACAGAUGUUAUAGAUUUUAAUAAAGGAAUGUUUCAUGGAAAACAUUUCCAUUUUGGAAAAUAUGUAAUCAAAAAUAUAGAUUGUGACGAACCUCUUGAAAAUAAUAGGUGAAUUUUUGAUGUAACAUUAAAAUAAAUAAAAUUUAGAAAUUACGGCUUUGGAAUUGCCAUAUUUCUUCUUUUUUCCUGUUUUCGAUUAGGAUACACGAUAUUAUAUCAUUGUAAAUUGUUGGAAGUGAUAAGGGGAAAGCAUAUGAGUUUAGAAUCAGUUUUUUAUGAAAAACAGCAGGAAGUAUUAAAGGCUUCGGAAAUGCGUAUAAUAUUAUAUAUCAUAGGUAUCAUUAUGUUGUCUGUUAUACUUAUAGGAGAAAUUUAUAAAAUCUUAAGAAGUAAAGAAAAAUAUAAAAAAAUUAAGUUGGUAACUGAUUAA